UAAUGUGUUUCAGUUGGUGAAUAUAAUUUUUAUUUGAAUCAUGUUGUCAUUGUCGGAGUCGGCCAUAUUCAUUUUGUAGCAGCUGAUUUGUCACAGUGAUUUUCUACAGAAAUAAAUCAGAAAAAUAAAAAAUUUUAAAAUGCUGUCCCGAAGAAUUACUGUGUCAAUUCCAAAAAUUGUAAAGAGAAAUAUCGGAAUUACUGCACCUGCUUUACAAGCAGCAAGCGAUCCUAUUCAAAAAUUGUUUGUUGACAAAAUUAGAGAAUACAAAUCAAAGAGUUCGGGUGGUAAAUUAGUUGAUCCUUCGCCAGAAAUUGAGCGAGAAAGGAAACAAGAAUUAGAAAAAAUUGCUAAACAAUACGGAGGAGAUGGACAAACUGAUAUGACACAAUUCCCUCAAUUCAAAUUCACAGAACCCAAAGUAAAUGUUGGAACCGCAGAAAAGUAAACCAUAGGAGGAAUGCCAUUAAGGAAGUAGAGAAUGAAAAAAAUUGGAAUCCUUUAGAUUCAAAUGGAUUCGCAAAAAAUCAGUGAUUGUUUUGCAUAUGUGUACAGGAACUUUUUUUCAAUUAUUUAAUUAAAAACCCGACUCUCUUUGUUCAACCUAAUUGUAAUUUCAAUUAAUAGUUGUCAUGAUCAUUUUCCUGCCUUAAAUAGAAUAAAAUAUGAAGAAAUUUAA
This is a messenger RNA of Leptopilina heterotoma, 679 nucleotides long. It is a transcript of the gene ATPsynCF6, whose product is annotated as ATP synthase-coupling factor 6, mitochondrial. Bases 140 to 448 code for a protein of 102 amino acids. NCBI's taxonomy places the organism in Eukaryota, Metazoa, Arthropoda, Insecta, Hymenoptera, Figitidae. Gene Ontology annotation, molecular function: proton transmembrane transporter activity. Gene Ontology annotation, biological process: proton motive force-driven ATP synthesis. The transcript has 4 exons. The record is from RefSeq and is a predicted model, not a curated record.